Drosophila nasuta is the source of this 1976-nucleotide messenger RNA. It is a transcript of the gene Smvt, whose product is annotated as Sodium-dependent multivitamin transporter. Gene Ontology annotation, cellular component: membrane. Bases 37 to 1833 code for a protein of 598 amino acids. Gene Ontology annotation, biological process: transmembrane transport; sodium ion transport. NCBI's taxonomy places the organism in Eukaryota, Metazoa, Arthropoda, Insecta, Diptera, Drosophilidae. The record is from RefSeq and is a predicted model, not a curated record. The transcript is spliced from 7 exons. Gene Ontology annotation, molecular function: symporter activity.
UUCCGCAUAGAUCAGAUUCAAAAAUCCGUUCGCAAAAUGUCCGCGUUACUUAAUGACACCUUGUCACAGGCUCUGGCCGAUCAGUUUACGUUUAAAACCACGGAUUAUAUUGUCUUUGCCUUUAUGCUUAGCAUUUCGGCUGGAAUUGGUGUUUACUUUGGAUUCUUCAACAAAAGUGCGGAUACCACAGAUGAAUAUCUGAUGGGUGGCAAACGUAUGAAAACUCUACCGAUUGCGAUAUCCUUGGUGGCCAGUCAACUUUCGGCCAUCUCGAUCAUGAGCAUUCCUGGAGAGAUGUAUGCCUAUGGCAUCAAUUGGUUCCUAAAUGUGAUCAUCAUGAUAUUUGUGGUUCCCAUCCUUAACUAUGUGAUAAUUCCGGUCUUCUAUAACAACAAUAUUACGAAUUGUUACGAGUAUCUGGAGUUACGCUUCAACAGCGCUACGAGGAAACUGCAGACUUUCAUCUUUAUGGCGACCGGAUUUUUUAUGCUGCCCAUUUUCAUAUUCCUGCCAUCGCUAGCAUUUGCACAAGUUAGCGGCUAUAAUGUGCAUAUUAUCAAUACGAUUAUCUGCGGCAUCUGUAUUUUCUACACAAUGAUUGGCGGCAUCAAGGCAGUUGUGUGGACAGAUGUAGUUCAGGCAGCUGUGAUGGUUGUAUCCGUAGUCCUGGUGGGCAUCUUGGGCACAAUAAGCCUGGGCGGUCUUGGACGAGUGUUGGACAUUGCUGACAAAGGCGGUCGAUUGGAAGUGAACUACACCUUUGAUCUAACGACGCGUUCGACAUUCUGGAAUACAUUCGGAUCGGCACUCGUUACAUGGACGGGCUAUGUGGGUCUCAAUCAGAGCUGUGUGCAGCGCAUUGUUUCUCUCCCAUCGUUGACGCAUGCCAGAAGAGCCUUGGCUCUCUUUGGUUUUGGCUUUAUGCUGAUCAUGACCUUCAAUUGCUACACGGGCAUUGUGAUGUACGCUCGUUAUCAUGACUGCGAUCCUCUUACCCUUGGCACAGUCAGCAAACUGGACAAAAUGGUUCCCUACUUGGUGCAGGAUGUGAUGGGACAUCUUACUGGAAUGCCGGGUGUUUUCAUCUCUUGUGUGUUCAGUGCUGCUUUGAGCACACUCUCAGCCACCAUCAAUUCAUUGAGUGGCAUUGUUUACUUUGACUAUAUCAAGCCGCAUAUUCAUCACACCGAGCACAAGGCGAAUGUGAUUAUGAAAUUGUUUGUCUUAUUUACCGGCAUCUAUUGCAUCUUUGGUGGCAUUGUUGUGGAACAAUUUAGCUCCAUACUGCAGAUUGUUUACUCCAUUGGCGGCAUUAGCUUUGGCUCGGUGACUGGCGUCUUUUUGCUGGGCAUGCUCGUGCCUCGAGCACAUGGUCGAGCUGCUCUUUGGGGCAUCAUUGUGAGCAUUGCUGCUAUGAGUUAUCUUGUGAUUGGCAGUUGGGGUCGCAAUCAUUACGAUUUUAUGCCCACAACCACGGACAAUUGUCCUGCCAAGAAUGCCACAGCCACAGCUUCCACAUCUGCCUUGUUGAUACUUGCAAAUGCCACAGUUGCAAGCACGCCAGCAACAGUUCAUACUGAGCCGCUAUUGGAGCCAGCAUGGAAUAUACUCGACAUGUCGUUCACUUGGUAUUCAACGAUUGGUUUUGUGAUUACCUGGGUGACGGGUUUUGCUCUCAGUUAUGUUUUAUCACCUGCGCCAGAUGCCAAAUUUGAUGCGAAACUCUUAUCGCCAAUUGUAAGACCAUUUGUGGAAUAUGAGCUCACGUCGUCGGCCGACGAAAUGCACGAGCUGAAGGUAGACACCAAACAAGGCGAGAAAAUCAAGGCAUAAGAUUAGCAUAAAAUCAUAUUGUAAAAUCUAAGCUGUCGUAAACUAUAUUAGUGCUAUGGCAGCAUACGUGUUUUAAACAUUGUAAAACUAAAGUGUAAUAAAAUAUAAAUUGUAUGCCCAAAAAAAGAUUUUUAUCUUUAUUC